Messenger RNA from Parnassius mnemosyne (clouded apollo), 4533 nucleotides. Lineage: Eukaryota; Metazoa; Arthropoda; Insecta; Lepidoptera; Papilionidae. The record is from the annotation of a GenBank genome assembly.
GGUUAAAAAAUCGAAAAGUUGUAUUAGCAGAACAUCGCAUCACGAUACGUUCUAUUGCUGAAGAAACAACGAUUUGAACAGGCAGUGUGCAUAAAAUUUUACAGGUAGACUUGCGCAUGAAAAAGUAUCCGCGCGUUAGGUACACCCAGAAUGCUUAAGGGCCAAUCAUUAAUUACGUAAGGAUGAUUUAGGUGAUUUUUGACACCCCCCCCCCCCCGCUCUCCCUCCCUCCACGUACUGGUACAUAAGAAUUCUCGAACUCCCCUCCUUCUUACGUAAGAUUCCAUCAUUUUAUUUAGAUUAGAUUAAUACGCCGGAAAAAUGUACUAAAAAUAUUAUUUAUAACAUUUAAUGUGCGUAAAAAUUAACAAUUUUCAGACUUUAAAAUUUUAAUAAACAAUACAAAAAUUUUAAAUAAGAUGUAAAUCGAAGUGUACGAGGGUGCGUUUUUAAUGGAAUUUGGGGUAAGGAGUGGAAAUAAAAAUCCAAAUUUAUUUUUCCUUUUCAAUUGAUCGAUGUUUUCAAUAUAAAAAGAACCCCUUUGUCGUAUCUCCUCAGUUUCAAGGUACUCCCCUUGUUGCCUCAGCCAGUAUCGGAAUCCUCGGCGUCGACAUAUCGAGUGACGUACAGUUUCGUGGUCACUUAGAAGAGAGGGCCAAAUUGGCCUCUAAAAAGCUUGGCGUGCUCAGCAGAGCGGGACGUAUUUCAUGCCAGCUCAACGCCAGCAACUUUACAAGGCGCAGGUUUGGCCUCACAUGGAAUACUGUUCCCAUCUCUGGGCAGGGGCUCCCCAGUGCCAGCUCCUUCCACUUGACCACAUCCAACGCAGAGCGGCUCGAAUCGUCGACGACCGAGUCCUUUUCGAUCGGCUCGACUCAUUGGCACUGCGAAGAGAUGUUGCAUCUCUUUGCAUUUUCUUUCGCAUUUACCAUGGGGAGUGCUCUGAGGGAUUGUUCGGAUUAAUCCCAGCCGCCAAAUUUCACGAACGCACAUCGCGGCAGAACUCCCGAUACCAUCCACACCAUCUGGAUGAUUGGCGGUCUACCACUGUGCGAUUUAGAAGAUGUUUUCUUCCUCGCACAACUUCCUUGUGGAAUAGUUUACCACCAGCGAUUUUUCCGGACCGAUACGACUUAGGGACCUUCAAAAAAAGAGCCUACUCCUUUUUAAAAGGCCGGCAACGCAUCUGCAAUUCCCCUGGUGAUACGGUUGUUCAUGGGCGGCGGUAGUCACUUACCAUCAGGUGAGUCGCAUGCUCGUUUGCCCCUUCUAUAAAAAGAAAAUAUUCACCUGCUACCCUAAAAUUUUUUUCGUAUCUUUCAAUUAAUUUAUGUAUACCCUCAAAAAAUUAUUUGUCUUUGUCUAAAAAAUACGCCGAAACUGCUUCCUUCACUUCUUCAUCACUUAAAAACAUUUUCCCACUAUUAUCUAUUUCCAUUUUGGAAAUAGUUAAUAAUGACUUGGGGCCAGGUCAGGAUUAUAGGGUGGGUGUGGCAAAAUUUCGAAACCCACCUUCUGCAGGGCAGCCAUCGCAACAUGGCACUUGUGAACAGGCGUGUUGUCCCCAUCUUUUCUCCUUUAUGGCUUCCUUCAAUUGUUCUAGGAUUGAAGCGUAGUAAUUUCCGGUUAUGGAGACACCUUUAUCUUUAUAAUUUAUCAAUAGGAUUCCUUCUGAGUCCCAAAAGACUGUCGCCAUGAUUUUCCCAGUUGAUUGUGCUACCUUAAAUUUCUUGGGUGGUGGUGUGCCUUUUUGUGCCACUGCAUAGAGUCCUGUUUGGAUUCAGGUUCAUAAAGGUGAACCCAAGUUUCGUCACCAGUAACAAUUUUCGAGCCAAUACUCCAUCUUUGUCUUCCAUACAGAGGUCCAAAAAUGCACGAGAACACUCCACGCGCUGUUGCUUUUGAGGCGGCGUGAGCAUUUUAGGCACCCAUCUUGCGCUGACUUUAGUCAUGCCAAGAUGGUCAUGAAGAAUUUUGAAAAUGGUUGUAUCUAAUACUCCAACGGUUUCUACGAGCUGUUUUUUCUUUAGGCGGGCAUCUUCUAAUAUUAAUUUUUAGAUUUUUUGAAUAAUUUCCGAAGUGGUCACCUCGAUCGGCCUUCCUGGCCGUGGGUCGUCUUCAAGUGACUCUCUGCCUUGUUUUAAAAGGGUAUGCCACUUGCAAACCAUAGUUUUACUUGGUCAAGAAUCUCCGUAAACGGAUGACAUCUCUUCCAGUAUAGUCUAAACUGAUUUUCCGCGCUUGGUAAGGAACUUUAUAAAGGCACGGAACUCGAUUUUCUCCAUAUUUCACAAUUUCUUCCCGAUUGAUUUGUUUGCUUGACGAUAACUCAAAGACUAAUGCUCUAAUUACAAUAAAACCCCGUAAUUUAUACUAAUAAUGAGUUGCUCAAUUAGCACGUAAUUCAGCGACGUCCCCACUUAUUACCUACCUACCCAUUCCGCGAACAAAACGCACCCUCGUAUGUUAUAGAAUGAUGAUCUAUUCGGCAUCCGAAAUGGAACUAGAUUUCUGAUAUUAAAUUUCGACUUACAAAAUAUUACGUAAGAAUGGGUUUUACCCCUCUAAGGUACCUUAUGUAAUUAAUGAAUGGCCCCUUACCGAUGCGCUCAAAUACAUCAGAUUAAAUACAAAAUCCAGAUCGUUUUUUUUUUAACUCGAUUGAUAGCAAUAGACGGUGUUUUUUUUAUAGAAUGAGGGUGACAAACGGGCACACAGUCCACCUGAUGGUAAGUGGUUGCUGUUGCUUUUUUAAAUCGGUAAAAAAUGGUAAGUAGGUAAAUUAUCUGAGUUUCAAAGACGUUCAUGUUGUUAUAAUCUUAAUUUUUCUCGACAUUACAUAUUAGCCUUCCUCACAUUGAACAAUAAUGUUCCCUCGGUGUAUUCUACUACCAACUAAUAUCAAAGGAUUCAAUUUGUUUUAUAACCUAACCCUACAGUAGGUGCGGCCUUAAAAAUACGCGUAACGGGCUAUGUGAUACAGACUCUCGCACGCGGACGUAAGGGGCAUUUUGAUUUAAUACGCGCGCCGCAUUAAUUUUGGCAUUUCAACGAUAUAAUCGGUAGGCUAAUUUGACGAAGGUCGUGUUCGAGGCGUACAAAGUAUUAUGAACAUUAGCGACGUUGUAACUAGGUUUAAACUCGCAAGUUUGCUAUCAGAGAGUGAUCCUUCUGUUCUUGUACUAUUAUUUAUUCUAUGCUAUUAGUGUAUAUGUAUCGAUACCCAAAAGUACUCGCUAUUUACUUGUAUCGUUUUCUGCCUACGUGUGUGUUCCCUUUACUCGAAAACCUUUUUUAUUCUACUACUAGAUUUUAUUUAGUGAUAAUUUAGAUAUAUUCAAAGACGUUAAAUACAUUCAUAGAAGCUAAACGUCACCCUCGCAAUGUCACAUUUGGCCGUAUAUACUACUACUAGUGUGUAGUGUAUCAUUUAUUUCCCUUCAGUGGGUGAGUAAUAGAUUUUUUCGACUAUAGACUACAGCACGGCUAGCAUGGGCUGAGGACAAAAUUUUUAUGCCCCGAUUAUAUCCACUGACAAGAGAUAAAAUUAUCAUGUCCCUAAGUCAAAGCACGGCAACGGGGGAAAGGAGAAGUGUAUCCCCGUUUGACAUAACGAGUAGACAUAUAUCCCCCGUCCGUAGCAUGGGGCCAAAUGAAGGAUAAAAAAUUAUGCUUUUUUGACAUUUGAAAAGGACAAUUUUAUCCUUGUUCAUUGGACGUGGGUUGAAGUUUAUAUUGAUACUAAAAAGAUGUCUUGAGUCUACUUCGCAUCAUUUUCGCGUCAGAAAUUGAAAAACAAGACAGAAAAUUACAUUGGCGAUCGAUACGUGAUCAGAGUAAUCCAUUUGAAUUCCCCGACAACGAAUUUAUGCGCCUUUUUCGGAUGCAUAAAGAAUGUGUUAUGUAUUUGUGUGAAGAACUCCAUGAAGUUUUAAACCCUAUUAAUGCUGUGGAUGACUACCAGCGCAUAUAAAAGUAAGCAUCUAUUACAAUCACCUUGUGCAAACAUAUCGUGUAUUUACAAUCAGUACAUAUGGCUAACAUAAUUUAAUAUUUUUCUAGGUAUUCACAUCUAUCAGACUCUUGGCAGAUAGUAGUUACCAGAGAGGUACGGGCCAAGACCAUGGAAUGGCUGUUGCUCAAACAACAGUUAGCUAAUACCUGGCUCAAGUUACUGGAGCUAUCGUUAGAAUACUAAUGCCAAAAUGGAUAUCAUUUCCGAGAGUAGAAUAAGAAAGGAAAAAUGUAGCCACAGGAUUCCUUGCGAAGCAUGGUUUGCCAGAUAUUCUUGGAGCUAUUGACUGUACCCAUGUCGAGAUAUAUUCCCCCCACCAUUCCCGACUGAGGUUCAGUACAAGAACUGAAAAGGGCGGUCUACAAUAAAUGUUCAACUGAAUUCCGAUGGAACAAUCAAUGGACAACUUAGAUGCAACAAGUGAAGAGAGCAAUCCUCUCAUCACAUCUUUGGAUCAUAUGACGCUGUUGACGAUUGCCCGACAAAAAGAAAAAGAUUAAUAAAUACAUACUUCAACU